AUGAGGGCCACCGACUGGUGCCUGAGCUCCGCGGGGGCUGCCGUCGUCCUGGCCACCUCCAGUGACGAGCAGCACCCUGCCGAGAACAUGGCGGACGGAAGUUCAGAAACGUUUUGGACAACGACAGGCAUGUUCCCCCAAGAAUUUAUUAUUGGUUUUCCUGAGUGUGUAGCAAUCAGCAAAGUGGCAAUCCAGUGUUACUUGGUGCGGACCUUAAGAAUUGAAAGAAGUGUAUCCAAAGACCCAGUAGAUUUUGAGCAGUGCAUUGAAAAAGAUUUGCAACACACAGAAGGACAGCUCCAAAUGGAAGAAUUUCCACUUCCUGAUUCCCAAGCCACUUACUUGCGUUUCAUCAUCAAAUCUGGCUUUGAUCAUUUUGUGUCGGUGCACCAGGUGAUGGCAGAGGGCACAGCAGGCACCACUUAAAUCCAGCUUCAAUUUGUAU
Indicator indicator is the source of this 445-nucleotide messenger RNA. It is a transcript of the gene IFT25, whose product is annotated as intraflagellar transport 25. Lineage: Eukaryota; Metazoa; Chordata; Aves; Piciformes; Indicatoridae. Bases 1 to 426 code for a protein of 141 amino acids. Gene Ontology annotation, cellular component: cilium; intraciliary transport particle B; centrosome. Gene Ontology annotation, biological process: intraciliary transport. The transcript has 5 exons. The record is from RefSeq and is a predicted model, not a curated record.